AGCAGAACAAUGCAGCAUUUCCUGCGGAGCCCAGCAGUCACAACAAGAGGAGGAAGAGGAAAAACGACAGCUCUGGGUCGUCGUCGACUGCCUUGCGUGACAACACAGGGAUCGCGUUCAGGCUUCGGGUUGCUCCUCUUUGACCUGCAACAUGUCCGAUUUACUGAGAUACAUCGACUAUGACCACAAAGCCACCUUCCUGAAGAUGCUCAACCAACAGAGGAUGGAAGGUGAGCACUGCGAUGUGGUGGUGGUGGUGGAAAACAUAGAGUUCAGGGCUCACCGCUGUGUCUUGGCAGCCUGCAGCAACUACUUCAAAAAGCUCUUCAAGAAGCAGAGCGACGAGGACAACUCCAUCGUGGAGCUGGACUUCAUCCGCUCGGACAUCUUCGAAGAGGUGCUCAAUUACAUGUACACAGCCAGGCUCGCCGUGAGGAAGAAGGACAUCAACAUGAUGAUGUCGUCCGGCCAGAUCUUGGGGAUCAACUUCCUGGACAACUUGUGCACCCAGAAACGGGAGCUGACCAACAUGAAGACCCGGGAGAACCAGGCCCCAGGGGACCACGGGAUGAGAGCUCAGGACGCCAUCCUGAAGGAGCUGGCCAUGGAGGAGGUGAGGAAGAACAGCUUCUAUGACCAGGGGAUGGACGGCAUGGGGCCGGGCGGCUCGCAUGUGUCGCAGCCGCACAACUACAACACCAACAUGGGUAAAGAUCCUCACAGCCACGGCUGGGGCUCCUCGUCCUCCAGCGACAUGAAGCUGGAGUACUUGCUGUACGGCCACCGCGACCACGGCUCCUGCCAGAGCACAGGGGCGAAGCCCAUCGACCACAACGCCAAAAAGGAGCGGCUGCUCACCGCCAACCGGCCUUACGGCUGCGAGCACUGCCCCAAAGCUUUCACCACCGCCGCCCACCUCAAGGAGCACCUGAAGAUCCACUCCGGCUUCAAGCCUCACCGCUGCGUGGUCUGCGGCAAGGCCUUCAUCAGGGGCCCCGACCUGAAGAGGCACGAGAGGGUCCACAGCAACGAGAGGCCCUUCGCGUGUCAAAUGUGUGAAAAGGCCUUCAAGCACAAGUCCCACUUGAAAGACCACGAACGGCAGCACCGAGGCGAGCGGCCCUUCAACUGCGGCUCCUGCGACAAAGCCUUCAUCAAAGCGUCGGAUCUGAAGCGCCACUGGAACACCAUGCACAGCGGCAACCCCCGCAGACAGAUGUCCCUGUCUCCCGCCGCCUCCCAGCACGGCCAGGGAGACGCCACCGACCAGAGAGACUGGAAAAUGGAGACCGGGCCACAUUCGCAUAACUCGGGGGACUGUUGAGCCUGCAGACGCACCGAACACGCACGCACACACACACACACACGCACACACACACACACACACACACUGACAUGCAGACACGCACGCACGCACACUCAAAACAUGCAAACACACACUGACACAACCACGACCCUGUGACAGGCCGAGGGCCUGACAUCACAUGGACAAUGAUCAGAGUGAGUAACCAGAGAUCAUAGCAUGUUCAUAAGACUGUGGGGAUGUAUUAUUAUUCUAUAAAGUUAUGUCAAAACAAUGUUUUCUUUCCACCUGUAAAAUCAUGUAAAUGUUUAGUUCACUCUACUAUACAUAUAUUUUUCACAAAGCAUCGUUGCUAUCUAGACUGGGGGUUGUCAUAACAUUAUUCUCUUUUACUUUUAUGGGAUAUGUAACAUUUAAAUGUUUGUUUAACCUUUACUGGAUUUUAUGGAGAUAAAAGAGAGAAGCAGAGUGUGGG
Messenger RNA from Xiphias gladius (swordfish), 1778 nucleotides. RefSeq names its product zinc finger and BTB domain-containing protein 14-like. The record is from RefSeq and is a predicted model, not a curated record. The transcript is spliced from 2 exons. The coding region runs from base 152 to 1324 and encodes 390 amino acids. Gene Ontology annotation, molecular function: RNA polymerase II cis-regulatory region sequence-specific DNA binding; DNA-binding transcription factor activity, RNA polymerase II-specific; protein binding. Gene Ontology annotation, biological process: regulation of transcription by RNA polymerase II. Gene Ontology annotation, cellular component: nucleus. NCBI's taxonomy places the organism in Eukaryota, Metazoa, Chordata, Actinopteri, Istiophoriformes, Xiphiidae.